This is a messenger RNA of Trichomonas vaginalis G3, 897 nucleotides long. Its product is annotated as surface antigen family. The record is from RefSeq and is a predicted model, not a curated record. The transcript has a single exon. Lineage: Eukaryota; Parabasalia; Trichomonadida; Trichomonadidae. The coding region runs from base 1 to 897 and encodes 298 amino acids.
AUGGUGAUUAUUGUUGUAAAUGAUGCUGACCAUGGUAUUUAUACAAUCACAGGAGACGUUUCAGAAAGUCAAUUUGCAAACAGAGCAGAUCUUCGAAGCAUUGAUAUCAAAGAGUGCAGUACGAUCGGCGAUUACGGAUUUUUCAACUGUACAAACAUCAAAGAUGUCAAACUUCCGAAUACACUCACGAAGAUCGGAACCAGAGCUUUCUCAGAUUGUUCCCUACUCAAUAAGAUAACCAUACCAGAUGGUGUGAGUACGAUUGAAGACAAAUUAUUCUACUUCUGUACUUCUCUCGAAGAAGUCACUCUCCCACAAACACUCGUUACGAUUGGAAACGAAUCAUUCAGAUUUUGUACUUCUCUGAAAAAUCUUCGUCUACCAUCAUCUCUUUCUACUAUUGGAAAGAGUGCAUUCUCAGGAUGCACAAAUCUGACACUAGUCAAUCAAAAUCUUCCGAAUAACUUACGAAAUCUUGGUAACGGUGUUUUCUCAACAUGUUCGAAAUUAACAAAUAUAACAAUUCCAGAUUCAAUCACAGUUCUCGGUUCUUAUCUUUUCAAUCAAUGUAAUUCUCUUCAAUCAGUGGCAUUUGGACCAAGUAUCACUCACAUUGGUGACUAUUGUUUCUUCAACUGCUACAACCUUGUUUCUAUUUCAGAUUUACCAAUCAUUGAAAGUAUUGGAGACAGAGCAUUCGACACGUGUUCAAAUCUCCGUUUAAUAUCUCUCUCAAACGAAAUCAAAUCCAUUGGAAUUUCUGCAUUCAAACAAUGCGAGAAAAUCAAUACAACUGAUUAUACAUUUAAUCUUUCCCAACUUACAGAAAUCAAAGCUGGUACGUUUUCAUGGGCUCUUUAUAAUAGAUAUCAUGAUUAUCGAAAACCUAUAUCAUAA